UUAAGACGACAAGCAAGGCUCAGGCGAGAGUAUCURUAUAGGAAAUCUGUGGAAGAUCAAGAAAGAUCGAUUUACGAGAAGAAAAAGAGACUCAAGCUUUCACUUACAGAGGGAAAACCAAUCCCGACUGAGCUAAGGAAGGAUGAAGCAGAGUUGAGGAAAGCUAUCGAAUUUGAUGAUGAAAAGCAUGAAAGAGUAGGUUCCCAUAUUGACGAUGAGUAUGCAUGGGCUGGAGUUGAAGACCCCAAAAUUAUGAUAACAACAUCACAUAGUCCAAGCUCGCGUCUGAAACAGUUUGCAAAGGAAAUAAAAUUGAUAUUUCCAAAUAGCCAACGGUUAAACAGAGGGAAUUAUGUUAUGAGUCAAUUAGUUCAAGCUUGCAAAGCAAAUGGUGUUACAGAUCUUGUUGUUGUACAUGAACACAGAGGAGAACCAGAUGGUCUUGUUGUUUGUCACCUUCCAUUUGGUCCGACCGCAUACUUUACCUUGUCUAAUACAGUAAUGCGCCAUGAUAUUCCCAAGACUGGAACAAUGUCAGAGGCUUUUCCUCACCUUAUUUUUCAUAAUUUUAAAAGUAAACUUGGUGAAAGGGUUCAAAAUAUUCUUAAGUUCUUAUUUCCUGUACCAAAAGAGGACAGCAGGAGAGUAAUGACUUUUGCCAAUCAAGAUGACUACAUCUCAUUUAGACAUCAUACCUACAAGAAAGUUGAUGGGCAUAUUGAACUACAUGAAGUUGGACCUCGUUUUGAAAUGAAAUUAUAUGAAAUAAAGCUUGGRACUGUGGACCAAACAGAAGCAGACACAGAAUGGAGACUAAAACCAUACAUGAACACAGCGAAGAAGAGAAAAGCACUCAGUAAUCAAGCAUAACAAGUGUARAAUAUUUAAUAGGAUUAGAAGUGCAUUUACUAUUUCCAGUAAUAAAAUCUAUUAUUUCAUU
This is a messenger RNA of Exaiptasia diaphana, 940 nucleotides long. RefSeq names its product U3 small nucleolar ribonucleoprotein protein IMP4. Gene Ontology annotation, cellular component: Mpp10 complex; nucleolus; small-subunit processome. Gene Ontology annotation, biological process: rRNA processing. Gene Ontology annotation, molecular function: rRNA primary transcript binding; snoRNA binding. Lineage: Eukaryota; Metazoa; Cnidaria; Anthozoa; Actiniaria; Aiptasiidae. The record is from RefSeq and is a predicted model, not a curated record.